Clunio marinus is the source of this 2128-nucleotide messenger RNA. Lineage: Eukaryota; Metazoa; Arthropoda; Insecta; Diptera; Chironomidae. The record is from the annotation of a GenBank genome assembly.
AUGCCUGCCCUAAACAUUUUUUUGCGUGUACAUAUUUAAAAAUGAAAUUAAAUUUUUCUUUAUUCUAAAAUUGAUACUUUGCUGAUACUUAUACAUAUUAAAAAGACUCUUAAAAUACUUAUAUGUGUUCGUGUUUAUAGAUUAAAGUGAAUUAUUUAGAAAAAUGCAUCCUGCAGGCUCAAAUGAGAACCAAUCAACAUUCAAGCUUUCGCCUGAAGAUGCAGCGGAAUUAAAAAAUAUCAGAGUCUUAUUGUGGGGAGCUUCAGCGUGCGACAAUUAUCAUUCUAGUUUUGUCAGAUGGAGUCAAGGUUUUGUUUUCAGUAGCGAUGAACAAAGCGCGUUAGUUCAAAAUGCUGGGGGUCCUUGUAGUGUAAUUGCAACUGUUCAGGCUUAUAUAUUGAAACAUCUUAUAAUGGAACUUCCAGCAAGUCAUCAUUUUAAAGAUCUAACAUCAGAAAAAUGCAAAACAAUUCUUAUUAAAGCUGUUUGUAAUAUGCUCAUAAAUUGCAAAGAAAAAGCAACAAUAAGAAUAGUUUUAUUGGAUAAAUUGAAUGCUGAUGUAGAGAAAGCAUUGGAGUCUUCUGAACAGAAAUUUCAAGAAAAGCAGAAAACUGAGCAUAUGGAAAUAUCACUGAAUCAUGAUGAUAUCAGUGGAGAAAGUGAUGGCGAUUAUGUGUUACAAUCUCGUGAAAGUGAUCUCUCUCCAGAUCAUUUUCAUGAACGCCUUUUCAUUCAUGAUUUCGACACCAUUGAAGAAGUCGAAAAGUUUUAUUCUGAAAAUUUCAAUAUAUUAAGCAAUCGUUAUGGGGUUCUUCUUCAUCUUUAUAGUGUCCUUUUUACUAAAGGAAUCGAUAACGUGUUAAACGAAAUAUCCGACACUUCCGAACCUCUUAUACAUUCAUCAUUUGGCUACGGAUCUCAAUCUCUAAUUAAUCUCAUGUUAACGGGACGUGCUGUGCAGCAUGUUUUUGAUAAUGAUCAAAAUAUAGGUGGAAUGAAAUUAAAAGGAAUUGACCGCCAAUCCGAUAUUGGUUUCAUAACUCUUAUGGAACAACUUCGUUAUUGUACAGUUGGAAGCUUCUAUAAAAACCCUAAACAUCCUAUUUGGGUGAUGGGAUCGGAAACACAUUUAACGGUGCUAUUUAGUAACGAAAAAAGUCUUGUGUCACCAGAAACCCCUGCUGAACACGCACGACGCAUCUUUAGUCAAUACGAUACUGAAAAUUCAAGUUUCAUUUCAAGUGCUGUUUUACAAGAUAUUCUAAGUGCUUUGGGACUUGAAAGUGAUGCUGGGUACGUUGAGAUUAUGAGAAAAAAACUUGAUCCAGAUGGAACAAGUAUCAUCUUACUUAGUGAUUUCAUGUAUGAAUUCUUCCCCGAUGACAAAAAGUCAACACCCGACACAUUUAAUUUAUACCAUUAUAAUGGCAUACCAAACUCGAACGAUGCUCAUAAAGUACGUUACAGUCACGGAAAAGCAAUUUUACUUGAAAGUCAUAUCGGGGAUAUGUGCAGCCAAUCAAAUCCAAUGUUGACGUGCUUGCAAACAAAAUGGCCAAAUAUUGAAAUUAAUUGGGACUCGCGAGUACCCUCAUUAAAUUGACCAAAUUAUCAGUUGCCUUCUGAUAGAUGAUAUCCAUUUUUUCAAGCCUUAAACCGGAAUAUUAUUGUAUUGUGCUGAUAUAAGAAGUACAGUUAUGUUCUAAUUAAUCAUUCAUCGGUAUAAACAAAUUUCUGAGAACAAAAAUAUUAUUUUUAUUUUUUCUUGUGUAGAUAUUUCAUCAUAGAGUUUAUUUUCAACAAGCUGACUAUCUGUUUUUAAAUGGAAGAAUUUUCCAGUUGCUUUAAUCUUUUUCUUCUGAAUUAUAUAGAUAAGUACUUUUAUUUUCAGGUUAUUACCUGAUUUAUUAUCAUGUUCAUUAAAACCAAAUAAAAGUCAUUCAAAUCAAGAAACACACAUCACAAUAAUAUAUCCUACGAUUUACGACAAUUCAUUUGAUUUCAGAUUAUAUCGAAACUUUAGAGUGUGUUGAAAUUGAGUUUAUAUUUUUUUCAAAAUAAAUAUUACCUAUGUCUUUUAUCAAAGUUUCAAUUCAACAUUUUACAUUAAUAAAUAAUGUUUCUCACU